GGAGCUGCUGUGGAAACUGCCCUGUCAUUGGUUGGUGAUGUGUUCUGCCUGCCUGCAAAAGUUUGCCCGAUUGGCCGUUGCUUUGCAAUGAGCAGAGCAGCUGCAGUUGUGAAGAACUACCCCUUCUCUUUCUGCCCUGUCUCUCUCUUUGCUGCUUCUUCCCUUCGCAUUAAUAACUGUCUGGGAAUCAUCGGUGUCGACCACAUGUGCCAGCCAGUGCCACUUCAAGGACACUGCUUUUCACAGUAUAUUGCAGCAUGAUUCAUGUCAAGUUAGUCAAUUACUUUCUGCUCCGUGGAGCUCAGGGGAGUUGAAGUGACGUCUCUGUCCUGCCUGCAAUCUCCAUCCAUCCCUUUAUUCCCUCUCCCUUUCUCUCUCGUAUCACUUAAUCAAGACAUAGCUUGCCCUUUGCCGUUCAUUGCUGCCUCCCUCCCUCCCGUACACUCUGCUCUCCUAUUUGUUUGUCCUCGCUUUUUUCUCUUUGGCUCAUUCCCUUCCACCCUCCUGCCUCGUGGUCCUCAUCACCCUCCGCUGAAACAGGCUCCACACGAGUCAACAGCAAGACAACAAGCAAGGACAUGCAGAAGAGAGGUCAGUGAGGAGGAUGACAACAGAAGAAUAAAGGACGGCAAAGGAGGGAUGAGAAAGCGGCCGAAGUAAAAGGAGGAAGUGGAACUCUGAAGUGCCUACUGUGAGGGGUUGUCUGCUGCCUUCUGACUUUGCUGGAUGAGAGCAGGACGGGGCUCAGUGUCUGUUUGGCCUUGAAUGGAGGCUAUGUUUUAUCCUGACAGCCACAGAGUCAUCCAUCCCAUGUUCCAGAGACGCAGUCCCCACAUACCCUGAGCUGAGCAGCCACCUCGUCUGCAAGGAAAGCAUCCCUAUAAGGUUCUGCUUUUUUUGUUCUAUAGACAUCUUCCUUUUCAGGCUGUUCAAACAUAACUAGCUCAACAGAGAUUGCUACAGCCUUGGCCAUGUUGACGUGAAUGUUACAGUGACUUACGGUGGGCGUCAUUUGAUUCAGGUAAAGACGCAGAUGCUCAGCGGCAUAUCCAAGCAUUCCAGAGUGAUGUCCUCAGAGUAGUUUCUGUUUUUUUCCUUUUUUUUGAGACAGAGCUGGCCUCUGCUCACAGCCAAACCCCUCUAUCUCACCCCAGUGAGACCUCAGCUGCCAAAUUUCCCAGGAAGAACUAAUAAACAUCCCCUAAAAUACAUUGAGCAAAAGGACUCGCUGUCUAUUUGUGCUGAGGAAAAACUGAAAAUAUUCUUUGCCUCUGUUUCCUCUCUGUUUUGUUGGGGACUCUUUUUCUUGCGUCACUAUUAGUCACCCUUGCACUCGUCAGGCAGUUUUCCGUCCAUCUGCCCCCACCACUGUUCAGUGUUUGUGAGCAUCUCUGAUGGCUGUCAGCAUGACCAUGGGACGGGACACCAAAUGGCUGACCCUGGAAGUGUGUCGUGAGUUUCAGAGAGGUACUUGCUCAAGGUCUGAUGCCGAGUGCAAGUUUGCCCACCCCUCCCGGAGCUGCCAUGUGGAGAAUGGCCGAGUCAUCGCCUGCUUCGACUCACUGAAGGGGCGCUGCACACGUGAGAACUGUAAAUACCUGCACCCACCUCCACACCUGAAAACCCAGCUGGAGAUUAACGGGAGGAACAACCUGAUCCAGCAGAAGGCUGCAGCAGCCAUGUUGGCUCAACAGAUGCAGUUCAUGCUGCCUGGAACACAGCUGCAGCCCAUAACAACAUUCCCGGUCACGCCCUCCCUCACAACGAGUCCAAGUAUGGCGUUCAGUCCAUAUCUGAACCACAUGGGCCCAGGCAUGGGCUUGAUGCCUGAGCUGCUGCCCAGCACUCCCCUGCUGGUCCCUGGGAGUCCCACCGGUCUGGCAGCCAUGGGCAACGGCACCUCUGCACAAAAACAUGUGCGCACAGACAAGUUGGAGGUUUGUCGAGAAUUCCAGCGCGGUAACUGCACACGGGGUGAGAGCGACUGCCGCUACGCUCACCCCCUGGAGGCGGGCAUGGUGGACUGCAGCGAGAACUCAGUCAUUGUCUGCAUGGACUACAUCAAGGGCCGCUGCAGCCGAGACAAGUGCAAGUACUUCCAUCCGCCUGCUCACCUGCAGGCCAGGAUUAAGGCUGCACAGCACCAAGCCAGCCAAAACACAAUCACCAACACAGGCUUGCCUCUGCCGCCAGGGGUCGUGCAGCAGCUACCAAAGAGGCCGAUCUUAGAGAAGAGCAACGGAGCAGCUGCCGCUGUCUUCAACCCCAGCAUGUUCCACUACCAGCAAGCCCUGGCUAACAUGCAGCUCCAGCAACCAGCCUUUAUCCCCACUGUUCCCAUGAUGCACGGUGCCACCACCUCCACUGUUUCGUCGGCCUCGACCCCAGUCACCAAUGUUCCUUUCGCUGAAUCUGCCGCCUCGAAUCAGAUCCCUCAGAGCUUCUGACUUCUGAUCCAGUGGGGCUCCAGUGCGUUCCAAUGGAAACCCAUUUCUGUCCCGUCCCCAAACUGCUGAUGGCGGCUCCAGUGGCGCUCAACUCAGUAAGCCUUUCCCGAAACCCCAGUUAAAGUCCCUGAAACGUGCGCAGCACCAGGGCGGUCAUCUUUCUGAAUGCAGCAAACAUGUGCCUCACCUACAGUGCACACUGACUGAGUGGCAAUGUGAAACUUCUUAUGAGAUGUUAUGUAAGUAGUAAAGCUGCGAUGGUUCACGCAAUACAAGCCUGGACGUAUUACUGUUGCUUUAAAACAGCCAUCCUGAUGCAUAUUGACUCGAUCAGGCUGAGCAAUAGAGCUCCCUCGUUCUUACAGCCAUACAUGCCCACACCUUAAGAGUGCAGCAGACACAUGCACACGAACACACACACAAACAAACACAUACACAUUUAAGACUAAAAGCCCUUUAUGGGUUGGAGCCAUCACAUGCGGCGACCCAACACAUUUGACUGUUCCAAAGUCAGAAACUCUGAAAAGUAAAUUCUGGAAAUUCAGACCAUUCAGGCGGCACCUGUGGACCUGCUGCCUGGUCUACAACCAUUACGUGUUGUCAAAAUGAAAGCGUGUUUCAUAUCAUGUCUUGUUUACGUUUCAAGAUGGCUACAAAUGUAACAUUCGUGUUGUACCAUGUUAUACCAUUCAAUUCGUUCUCAUGGUCUCAUCUUGCCUGAUGAAACGUCAGUGUGUUGUUAAUUUGUUUGUGCCUUUGAUUUGUCAGCUCAGCUGCAGAGGAGACUUAGUUUCCCAAAAUAAUUCAAUACACUUAACAGCGUACAGCAAAAGAUGUUAUUUGCAAUUAAAGGCAAUAUCUGUUGUAACAAAAAUGCUGUGGAGUAGCCCUUAGUUCCUGUUGUAAGAAAAUCUCGUAAUUACAGUGAUCACCACUUGAUAUUGUUUCAUAAGUGCUGAGUAUGAUUUAAAUCGGUUUUUGUCCCCAGUUUCAUAGUCAGUAUCUAGUACUUACUGGAUAACAGCAGCAAAUGAGACAUUACUUUUGUCAUUACUUACAUUUUAUGCAAUUACCUUAAAAAAACUGACAGGGUGACAUAAAAUUAGGAUACAGUCACACCUAUCCUAAAGGAGAUGAGUUGAGAGAUUUUUCAGAAUGUGGCUCUUAAUUUGGAUUUAUAAUAACUGGAUUUAAGACACAAACUGCCUUAAAGCAGGUGAGUUCUCCAUGGGAAGGUCAGGCUCUGUAUAACUCCACUAGUAAUAGACCAGACAGCUCAAAUUAUUAAAACUGUUGGAUUGAAGUGAUGAAUUAUCUUGACUCAUGACGUCUGAUCAGUAAUUGUUUCCUGCCUGUGAUGGGUAAUUGUCUGAUGACUGAAAGUUUGUUUGUCCUGUUUUAACCAUGACUUGAUAUCCAAACAAAACAAAAACAAAAAACAAAACAAAGAAAGACAGGCACAUUAAUCUUCACUUUUUUGUCAUAACAAUGAGUCUUGGCUUCAGCCACAAACCCCAAUUUUCUGUGUCCAACUUUCCUGAAAUCAAGACAAAAAGAUAUUUGUGAGGGUCAGAGCUAAGAUUACAGACUUUUAUAAUUGGCACUUCUUAAACUUUCACACCUGAUGUCAGAAAUGGAAGCUGGAUUUGUUUCCUGAUGUUGUGCCUGAAGUCUGUGUGUGCCAAGUGGUGGUAUAUGCAAGGAGCUGCCCCAUUCAAUGCAAUACCUGAAUAACUCCUCCUAAGAAUUGUCUCCCUUUUAAAUGCAGAUAUGUAUUUUAAAAAGGCAGUUUGUUUGUGUAAUUGUCUCCUUUCAUGCAGCUUUUGGAUUGAAUGAGUGGCACAAGAUUUUUAUGUUUUAUGGCUCUUCAGGGAGAAAGCUUAGAACUUGAAAAUGUCCUGUCUGACUUUAAAAUGUGUCGUCUUUUCUACUGAUGUCUCCUUUUUGUCAAAAGUCGUCAGACUCUAAAAAUUGCAGCGACAGUUGCUAUAACCAGAACUGGGUUGUGGCAAAGUCAGGAGAUGGAGGAAUAAAUCAUACGUUUGAUGUCUGAUGGUAAAAAAAUUACAAACCAGUUGGACUUCUGGUUUUCAAAUGUCCGCAAGGAAUUGCUCUGUUGGCGUGUAAAAUUGAACGUAACGGCUUUGGAAGCUGGGCUGAAAUCACUUUUAUCCAAAUUCAAAUGUGCCUCUUUCAAGUCUCCUCAAACCACAGCUGUGAGUACACUGUAAGAACAGACCAGUGCUCAAAGAUAGAUGUGUUAUUUGGUACAUUAUUAUAAUAGUCAGUCACAUCUGUACUAGUUUCUUCUCUGAGACAGCUGUGCUGUCUUAUUAUUAAUGUAAAGAAAUAAAUCAGUGAGUUGUGUGAAUAGUUAAGUGUGCUGAAAGAGACAAUGAAUCACAUGUUUGGUUAGUCGGUAAAUGUAGGUAAAUGCUGCAGAUAUUACGACAUUUCCCACUGAACAUUAUUCAUUUUAAAUAAUGUCAUUGUGUCGUGAAUGUAUCUAAUGCAAAAACUCUAUACGUGCCCUCUGAAAGACAGGCAUGUGGAAAUGUAAUGAUUCACUAUAUAUAGACUAUUUCUGGGGUCACACAGGUACCAUGCUGAUACUGUGUUAAGACAUAUUAAAGUAUGUGUAUUGUUAUAUAGAUUUAUAUUUAAUGUCAGUGGGUGGUGUGACUACUUUUAGAAAUAUCUUUCACUCUCAGAAAAGGUUGAGCUGAGUUGUACUUUUUAAAGUACAAAUGUACAUCGUUCAGGUACAUUACAGUACCAUUUCUUGCUGAUCAGCUUUUGUACCCCAACCUUCGAAAGUAGCCAAAGUGCCCAAAAUGCACCAAUAAACAAUGAUAUAAUCAUUGGGCAAAACUGAGAAAAUCAGCUUGCUACCCUUUUUUUUUUAACACGUUUUACUUUUACGCAUGAUGUGGGUUGGCCAGUUCUCCCCUGUGCUGCAGUCCUUGUUUUUGCUGACUCCAACUCUUGUUCUUGGGAGACAGUUUGCAAAAGUAACUUCCAACUGUGUUCAGUGAGGGCAAGUUGGAACCGCCACUUCAGCUGAACCAUUAUCAGUGUGUGUCCCUUAAAGGAACAGUAUGCUUAUUUGCUUUGUCUUUGUAAGUUAGAUGAGAAGAUCAAUAUUGCUCUCAUGUGUUAAAUAUAAAGCCAAUUAGCUUAACACAAAAAAAUGGAGGCAGGAGAAAACAGCUAGCCUUUAGUCUAAAUAUGACAAAAUACACCUAAUAACACCCCUAAAGCUCAGUGGAUAAAACACUGUAUCCAAGAACAGCAGUUUGUAGUUUUAGGCCAAGUUUUGUGCUGUAGCUGUUUCCUGGGGAACAACAACCAGGCGCAGUGACGUUCUGGCAUCUUGUUGUUGCAGUGAGGUUGCCAGGCAACCAGCACUAAAGCUGGAGACGCUCUGCACAGAAGUCCUGGAUGGUGGGAUAAAUUGUUGUUUGUGAAGAAAAAAAGUUACAGGAUGUAACUCUCUCUAAAACCAUAAUCUGUCAUUUUGACAUUUAAGUUUUUAUAAAAAAGUAAACAAGAUUUAAUGUGUUAAUUAAUGAGCCAGUAGGCCAGGACUCAUUUUGAGACACAAACACAUAGCAUUAUAUUUUUAUUUUGAAUGUUUUGUUUUUCCUUCUGUUUAUUUAUUUUUCUUUUUAAGAAGAAUUGAGACCAGUAUUCAUUCUAUGUGGGACAUUUCAUAAUUAGAAAAUCUACUUGUCAAUGCUCUCUGGCGGGCAGUUUGGCAUCUCUGUAAUACAGUUUCUUUUUACUUAUUGGCCAACGUGUACAGUGAUACAGAUUCUAUAGUUCAACCAACAUACCAUACAGACAUGAGAGUGAUAUCAAUCUUCUCUUCUAAUCCUCAAAAAGAAAGUGAAUACACGUAUUCUCUAAAAACAAAAGCUGAUAGAUUUAUUUAGAAUAUAAUUUACUUUUUAUCUACAUGUGUAUCAAACAGUAUGUAGCCUGUUAUACACCUGGUAACAUCUGUAAAGCAGUAUAUGCUGCUUUAUGUUACGGACAUACACUUCUCCUUUACCUCUGUUUUUGUGAGUGAUUAGCAGCUAUGUUUUCUCAAGUCUCUGAGGAGUUUGAAUGGAAAUGUUCCUCUCCUGCUCAAUGACAUUGAUUAUUAGAAUGUCCAGACAAUUUGUCUAAAUCUUACAGCUUUGAAAGCCUAGCUUUGUCCAGCCAAGAAAACUCCUCCCUCUAGCCUUCAUCUCCUCCCCCCUUCACAUCAUUAUGCCUUCACAAACCACCGUCCAGCUGGAAAAAAAAACAAUACUUGAUCAAUAAACGGUGCCUCUUGAGGGCAUUUGAAUUUUUAAGUACAUUUAGACCUAUAUGGAUAAAAUGCACAAGAGCGUGUUAGUUAGGGGAUCUGCGGUGUGGCACGAGAAAAAUUACGUUUUACCUCUUUCCCUUUCUCAUUCUCUUGUACUUGAUUUCCUUAUAUGCAAAAUGCUCUGAUCACUGUGUCUAGUGACCAGAUCCUUUAGCAUGUGGACAGUUAAUUCAGUCCUGAGCAUACUUUUGUUUCCCGGGGCACAAACAAAGGGCCUUAUUUCUCGAUCACUGUAUAAAGAUGUGAUAGCUGUGUAUAAAAAUGACAUGUAUUAAUGGUAAGUUAAGCUUUUU
Molecule: messenger RNA, 7100 nt
Organism: Toxotes jaculatrix (banded archerfish)
Lineage: Eukaryota; Metazoa; Chordata; Actinopteri; Toxotidae
Gene: mbnl3
Product: muscleblind-like splicing regulator 3
Exons: 8
Coding region: 1395-2447 (350 amino acids)
Molecular function (GO): metal ion binding
Source: RefSeq, a predicted model, not a curated record